GUGAUCGAGAGAUUGCCGAUCGAUCUAGCUCUCUCUAAGUUUUUGGCAGAAGUGAUUCCUCAACCUGUCGAUGUCAGAUAUGAAGAUUUUGAGGCUGAUCGCUUCCGAGACAAUGAAGGUUCUGCUGACAACGAAGGGAGAGUUGAGUCUCGAUUCUAUAAGGCAUACAACUUCUGAUUCGUACUUUAUAGUUUAUACCUAAUUUCAUCCGUGCAAUUGUGUUUGAAAUUUCACGAUUCUGAUUUAUCUUUCAUCAGGAGGACAUUUGUUUUUGCCUUGAACUUACGUUCAGAAAUCUAGAUAAUGCAUAUUUUUUUAUGUAGUUUUUCAUUAGUUUUCACUAGAAAAUGUAUCUGCAGGCAUGUAGGAAUUUUUCGUUUGUGUGUAAAUAUGUGACUUCAAGUAAAAUUGACUCUGAAUUUCGUUCUGAUGAUUUAUCAUCAUGCUCGUGGGGUGUUAAUUGACCUAAUCAAUGCCACAGUUGAAGUUUACAUGUGAGCAAUGCUGAUUGUUAUUUUUGGUUAAGUUGAUACAUGAGGAGAAGCCUAGCACUUAAACUUUUCAAUAUAAUUUGUGACUAAUUUAGAUCCUUACAUAAAACUUGCAAUUAUUGCCUUUUGUUAGGUACCGACACUUUUUUCUUUGUUCCUUUUGUUUAUUCCUGGCAUCACUUUCUAAUUCGGGCCAGGAAUUUAAUAUUCCAUUAAGUAUUUAAGAAGCUAUUGAUUGAUCACUAAUUGAUUAUUUACAUUUCCUCUAUAUUUGACUUCACAGUAGUAGAAAUAAGUUGGAGGAUUCUGAAACAAGUGAUUGUUACUCUCUGUGGCUCCAUCUAUUGUCUAUAUUUGUAUUUAAUUGCAGAAAGACGCUGAGACAUUCUAUGAGGAGGGAGAAGUGGAAAAUCACGGAUGUUUUGGAUCUCAAACUCUGGAUGUUGAAUUAUCAAGAGAAAAUAACGGGACUUCUCGCGAUACCAACAAUUUUGAAAUAGUCCAAUUUGAGACACAAGUGCUGGAUGUAUUCUCGGAGAGUGCCUGCUUUUUUGAGAAAGAGGAGAUGCAGAUUUUCUUUAAAGUUCUAGAAAUUGAGCAUAAUGUUGAUAUGCUCAAGCCCGGGCUUACUAUACAGUAUUCUGAUGAGGUUCAAGAAUCAGUUUAUUCCGUAGAAGAUGUUCCAGUCGAGUGUCCAAUGGAAAAAACAGCCCAUGUGUCUGAAGAUGCUGGUUCAGUUCUGGAUAAAACAAAGUACCACCUUAGCACUUUCCCUCUAUUAGAAGUGGAAGAGACAAACCUGGGAUUUCUUUCAAACGUGAAUGUGGCGGAUGAACUUAUUUCACUUCUUGAAAAUAUUGAAUCCCAUGAGUGGACUAAAACGGAUGAACUUCCUAUUAGUGGAAAGGGCCUUUUAGGUUAUAUGGGGUAUGAUAUCGUAGAGCUUCAUUUGGAUCAUUAUCUGUCAAAGCAGUACCUUGAAUCUGAACUAGCCUCCCUGGAUGUGUUUGAGAGAGUCGACAUUAUAAGCACGGUGGAUUCUCUGGAAAUGAACGAGGACUCUGCAUUUCAUCAAUGGGCAUCAGACAGUGACUCUUCCUUGUUAGCGAGCCCAGUUAUUUUUCAGGAGUUUGAGGUUAUUGAUGUGAACUCAUCUCAUCUUUUUGAAAUAUUCUUUGACACUGAAAGAAUAUAUGGGCUGGAAACAUGUGACUCUCCAUUCAGAAAGGACAUGAACUUUAAAAUUUUUGAUGAAUUGAUUGUCAGUAAUGAGCUAACGCUGCUAGAUGACGCAUUCAAAUCAUUGCCUAUACCCAUUGUCUCUGAUCAUGCAAGGAUAAGAUCACUUGAUAUCGUAAUUGAGGAGGUACUAGCUGAAGUAAAACAAGAACCCUUCUCUACAGCUCAUGAAAUAUACUUGGAUUGGCAUCUUUUGGAUGGAGAUAAAUGCAACUGUCAAACUUAUUCUCCCUAUCAGAAUAUGUUGGCAGAGAAAGACAUGAUUAUCACCAAAUUUGAUUGGAAAUCUGAUAAUGAUGAAAACUUGGAGUUUAAUUUCAUUCUCUCUGAUGAUGCAUUGACUGGGCCAAAUGCAGAAGAACACAGGGAAUCAUUGAACAUGGUUUCUGAUGGUAUUAUGCUUGAUGUUAACAUUAAUCUUAUGGGAGUUGCUUCAAGUAAGUCGUCGGAGGAAAAAUCUCCAAAAUUAGAAAAUGGAGAUCAAUUAGCUGGAAAAAGUUCAGUACGGGCUUCGUUGCUAUUUAAAAGUAUGUCACACUUCAAUGAUUUUGACAUUUUUUUAAAUCCUCAGAAAGCUAAUGUUGGUGCAAAUGUUGAAUCUUCUGUGAAGGCUCUAGAUUAUAAUUCUACCAUUUGCAAGGCUUCAUCUGGCUACUCAUCAGCAGCACAUACAUCUACUGGUAUACAGUUUCAGCAGUGGGUUAUCACUUUAUAUAAAGUUAAGCUGUCUGAUGAUAUAUUGGCCCUCAUUGACAAUUUUGAAAAGAGAUAUCUUGCCAUCCUGCAGAAUGAGACAGAUAUGAUAAAUGCACCUCAUUUGUAUUCAGCAGCCAAUGAUCUUAAAUUGCUCAGCCUAUCAAAAGAAACACUGAUGGACUAUAUUAAGAAGAGAAGUCUUCACAGAACUACUAUUAGUGAAGAUGAAACAAUUAUGGACUUUUUCAGUUUGUGUGUAAUUAAACAGACUGCAUGGUAUUUGAGUUUCUUUGGCAUCCACGCUGCUCAUCUGUACAUUAACAAGAUAUCUCAAGCGCUUGAGUGCUUGAAAUCAAGAUUAGGUGUGUUGCAGUCGCUGAUUGAAGAUUCACAUGAGAAAGCAGAGAGAGAAAUAACUAGGUCACAUCCUUUAUUAUCUGUUAUCUACGAGAUUUUGCAGCCAAACAAUGCCAAAAAUAGUUUGAAGGUUUUGAUUGUCACUGACAGAGUUUUUUGGAGGCCAUUAAAGCAUUUGCUGAUGUCCAUGGAAAUAUCAUCCAGUGAGCUUCAAGAAUCUUAUUCCGACACAAAUCAACCAGAUGGAUAUUACAGUGGCGAUGUUGCAAAAGAUAAAACAGAUUUUCUGCUGGUUUCAGAAUGUGUAUUAGUUCCUCAUGACCAUGUUUCUGCGUCUUUUCCAUUCAACAAGUUCAGCAUGAUCUUGGAAUAUGGAGGUUCCUAUGGCAUGUCUAGAAUAUCUUCACUUUCCCCACAGUCUGCUGUCUUGCCUCGACUUCACUUCUUGAAGGUUGAUCUGGAUAACUUUGGUGCUUGCAAAGCACUUUGUGAAGGUUUUGGCAUGACUAAAUACUUUGACUCGAGCACUGUUGAAGAGUCUCAUUCUUCUCUGCGCCCGGGUGAGAUUAUAAAUUUGCAGAAGUUGGAGGAGUUGCUGAAUUUUGUGCCCAUUAGGGACAUUAGAUCUUCAGAAACUGCAGACAAAGUAAAAGAUUGCUGCAUGCCUCUGCCAGUCCCUUGUACAUCACAUGUGCGCGAAUCUGAGCAGAUUCAACAGGGCAUCUUGCCUUUCGUUGACAGGGUCAUUAUUGUGAACACUCAAAAUAUUGACAAGGACAUGAUUGUAUCCAGAAGGAGUAUGUACCAAAAGAUUCUCGCACUGGAGAAAGGAGGAACACAGGUUGUAGAACGUGAUUUGGAUCUUCCUGUGGAUAUCAUUAUCAGCUCUGCUAUUUGCUUGGUGUGGUAUGAUUGCAGAAACAUAGGAAAAAAAGCAACCAGCUUAGACGAAGCUUCUUCUUGCUUGCCUUUGUGCAUUGAGAAUAUUGCCACAGAUAUCUUGACGUCGCUAAGCUUUAAGUUUGGCUGCUGUAUCUUGCUCUUUGAGGGAGAAAUCAACUUCCUUUCCACUGUAAUGGAAUCCUCAGAUGGGCUCUAUGCAGCUGCAGCAAGCCUGGGAAUUGACCUACAGCUAUUCUAUUCCUAUUCAUUCGAGUCAACGAAUGAAAUUAUAUUGGGUUGCAUCAGAUGUGCUAGUAAGUUGAGUAACUGCCUGUAUCCCAAAAUGCCUGAGUCAGAAACUCUUGCAGAAUCAUUCCUAACAAAGUUUCCGUCAAUUAAUCCACUGACAGCUCAUGCAAUACUGUCUGAAGAAAUGCUCAUUGAGUUUCUUGAGUGUUCACAUGACAGCAGGAUCCGUGCAAUUCAAAAGUACCAUGUUUCUGAAGAAAUUGUUGCUCUAUUUAGUGCUCUGAGCAUAUAUGGUGAGCGGGAGGAUUCAAAAUCUAUAAUGACAGACUGCUCCUCUUCAGUAUCUUCAGGUCCAGACUCGGACAAAUGUCAUAUGAAAGUCGGUUCUGACAUAAAACGACAGAAAUGCAUAGCAAGCCCUCCCAAAGUGGAUUUAAGAAUGGACAAAUUAUUGCAUUCUGGGAUACCAAACGAAUUACCCAAUGGCAUCAUGCUUCAGUUUUCCGAGCCAUGUAAUCAUUGGAUGUCCAAACAUCUAGAUGAAUUUGAUGAGUUAGAUAUGCCCGAUUCAUCUUUUUAUGAUUUAUUCAGUGAUAAGCAGAAACUUAAUUCUUCUCGAGUUUUGAAGACAUAUGGUGAUGAAAACUCCAAAGAUGCUUUGAUAUUAGAUGAGUUUAAAAGUUCCAGAUCAUCCUUGAGUGAGAAAUUGUUCGGGCAAAAUCUCGGACUGGCUACAUUGAGCAAUGUGGAUUUAUAUCCCACCAAUAAAUCUGAGAACCAUCGUGAUGGCUUUAUAGGUGAAGUGAUUGACCUCACUCGUAGUCCAUUAGUGUAUGAUAAAUUUUCUAUUGACAAUGUUACAUACUCGUAUUUUGCACCUGAACUGGAAAAAGAUUCAACAAGAAAACCUAAGAUUGUGAGAAGACUAUCUUUUGAUAAAAGUGAUAACCCUGCUUUCCAAGUGGAUGCAAAGGUCAAUUCUGGUUCAGAUGUACAGACUUUUGUAAAAGAUAGGAGACAGAGGUUACAAGAAAAAGGUGAUGAACGAAAUGACCUAGAGGAGGAAUCAAUGCAAAGAUCAGCAGGAGUUUCCAAGCAGCUAGCUUUCAAAGAGGGUCUAUCGCACUAUGGUGCAACACCGCUGUCAAAAGCCAUUGGUUCAGUCCAUCCACAGCCAGGAUCACCCUGGACAAUGGAGUUUCUUAACAGAAUUAGGGAAAAGAGCAGACUGCGGCAGCAGUCCCUUCCGUAUGAAGCACCUUCACCAGGUAAUGCACGGAAUACAUCACGAGCUACAAAGAGAAGAAGUCCAUCGAUCCUUGAAUUUUUCAGGUACCAGGGAAGCAGCUCACAUGGUAAAAUACCUGGAGGAAAGAGGCAGAAACAAUCUAUACGAUCAUCAAGCUCAUCCAAGAAUGAGGGUGCUUCGACUCCUUUUCAGCCAACGUGGACACCAAUUGACAAGAGAGCUAGACAGACUCUAUCUUUUGCCAUGAACGGAAGUGAAAACCAAGCUAAACUGGUCUGGAGUGAUGGCAAUACUCAUUGUCCGAGCAAAAAAUUUCAGAAUCAUUUUUGAUGAAGCUAUAGGAUUUUUUUGGACGUGGUUUAUAUGUCCAACCCAGUUGGUGUCAACUUGACGGUCACUUCAACAUUUUGUUUGAAGCAUACAUGUGAACAUGCUUCAACAAUUUACCACAUGCCAACCUCCCUUUUUUGGUGAAGAGGGAACCCACCGAGAGCACAGUCCAUCGGAUACUUGUUGUUGCCAAGAUAAUUACCUCUACCGAGUUCAGUUUUAUCUUCAACCGGGAAUCUCUUCAUCAUCGUAAGGAAGCAAGGUGAACUCAUUGUUUGUUGGAGUUUAUUCUUUUUCAUCUGAAGAUGUGUUCCAUCGAUUGUUGAGCUUUUCCUCUAAGCUGAUAAAGUGAUCAUAGCACCAGACGCUAGGUGGAUGGUGAGACUGCUUAAUGAGUUAAUGGGACAUGCAUGCACAAGCUUUUGCCAUUGUUGGUUAGUGGUUCGUUUGAAUAGUUGAAUAAAUUUGCACUCAUCAUUUAUUCAACUGCACGUCUAAUGCACACCUAUAUCAAUUGUGUUCUAUUGUUAAUCAUCCUUAACUCUCUGCGUGCAGCUAGUUUAUAUAUUAACUAGUUAAAAAUGUAACAAGCAAUUGAUUGUCAUUGUGCAUGCUUACCACAAAAAUAUGAGAAGAUAUAUUUUGUGAUAUUUAAUCUUUGAUAGGAAUUAAUGUUUGGAUGUUG
This is a messenger RNA of Tripterygium wilfordii, 6178 nucleotides long. Its product is annotated as protein SHORTAGE IN CHIASMATA 1. The transcript is spliced from 12 exons. Gene Ontology annotation, biological process: resolution of meiotic recombination intermediates; reciprocal meiotic recombination. NCBI's taxonomy places the organism in Eukaryota, Viridiplantae, Streptophyta, Magnoliopsida, Celastrales, Celastraceae. The record is from RefSeq and is a predicted model, not a curated record. Bases 1057 to 5493 code for a protein of 1478 amino acids.